UUCAGUUGCAUAGAGAUUAUGUGAAUGCCGGUGAAAUAAAUUAAUUUAAACAAAAAGUAAAAAUGUUUAGCAAGUAUUUUCAUACUCUUCAAGGAGAUGUGAAGCGUCGGUAUUUAGAAAAAAUAAAGGAUAUUAACAAUUGUGAUCCUUAUGCGAUUAAAGAAAGUGAUUUGAGUGCUAACCUCAAAGAACUAGUGCCAAUUGAAGUGGUUGAUUUAUAUAGAUAUUUACUUUCAACACGUAGUUGCUACACUGAAGAUGAAGUAAAAGCUUUUAAAAGCUUGGAAGCUUUUAAAUUUCUUGUCGCUGGAUUUGUACAAAAGAUUCUUUUUAUAAAAAUAAACGACAAGUAUGUCGUGCGUGGUGAGGUAAAACAUUCCCAAAGAAUGAAUGCUUCCAAUUUGCAAGUAUGGAUAAAAAUUUUUUCUAGUGGAACAAUUUCGACUGCACAUUGUACCUGUAUGGCUGGACUGGGAGAGGUUUGCAGUCAUGUUGCAGCUAUUUUAUUUGCUCUAGAAUUAGGUCUGCUAACCGAUGAAACAUCUUGUACUGGUAAAUUGGCUUUAUGAAAAAUACCGAAAGUAACCAAAGUGGAACCAGCAAAAGUAGCAAACAUGAAUUGGGGAAAGAAUAUUAUUAAAAAAGGCUCUGAUAAAGAUGUUCCAAGAUUGCAAGGAGGAUCUCUCUACGACUUCCUAAAAAAGGUCGAAGAUGCAAACCCUACAUCUGCUCUUUUAAGUGUUAUAGGACCAUUUGCUUUUGCUCGAAAGAUUACACGUGAAGACAAGACGCCAUUAAUUUUACUAAAUUUAUACAAUGAAAGUUUUGAGAAAUUCAGUCUUGAAGAUUUGCAAAAUGUUGAUGUCGAUUUUGGAGUUACAAAUAAGAGCUAGAUUACAUCCAAAAAGAGACUGUUCUGCAGAAUAAAAACGAUAAGUGGUAUAAAGUAAAAUCUGGGAGAAUAACGGCCUCCAACAUCAAGGGCGUUUGCAGGACAUCACUCGACAAACCAUCUGUGUCAUUAAUUAAAUCAAUUUGUUAUCCGCAAAAGAUCUUGUUUCAACCAAAGCAAAUCAAAUACGGAAUCCAACACGAAGAAAUUGCUAUAUGUGAAUAUCAAGCUUUUUCAGUAAAAAAUCAUGAAAAUUUUCAAUUAGAAAAAACAGGAUUCAUAAUCUGUCUCGAGAAUCCACAGAUAGGAGCAACCCCUGAUGGACUUGUGUCAUGCGACUGCUGUGGUUCUGGUUGUCUGGAAAUAAAGUGUCCAUAUGUAUUAAAGGAUGGUAAUUUUGACGUUGAACAAUUUUGUGACAUGAAAGGUUCCUGUUUAUGCAAGGAUGAUGACUCGGAAUAUACGUUAAUUAAAACACAUAGCUAUUAUUACCAAAUCCAAUUACAAAUGUACGUUUCCAAAUUGCAUUACUGCGAUUUCGUCAUAUGGUGUAAGGGAUUUUUGUUUAUUAAAAGAAUUUUUAUCGAUCACGAUUUUUGUGAAGAUAUUGUUCAAAGAGCUGUUCAUUUUCAUAAAAUGGUCAUUAUGCCUGAAUUAUUGGGAAGGUGUUACACGCAGCAAAAUAAUCAUGCAUCUCAUAGCGAACCAUUGUGGUGCGAUUGUCAACAACCUCAACAAGAUGGUCAGGAAAUGUUAAGAUGUGCCAAUGCCGAUUGUCCUAUUCAAUGGUUUCAUUUGAAAUGCUUAAGUUUUGCUGCCGUCCCUACACUUUAUUGGUUUUGUAAGACAUGCAGUUCUACUCUUUUUGGAGUAAUAAAUUUGAAUGUGUUGUAGCAAUAAGGGUUUUAUCUUUAAAAAAAAUUAUACACUUUUUAUAAAAGUAAAUAAAAUAACAAAUUU
Leptopilina boulardi is the source of this 1852-nucleotide messenger RNA. RefSeq lists its product as uncharacterized. The coding region runs from base 63 to 569 and encodes 168 amino acids. The record is from RefSeq and is a predicted model, not a curated record. The transcript has 3 exons. Gene Ontology annotation, molecular function: zinc ion binding. Lineage: Eukaryota; Metazoa; Arthropoda; Insecta; Hymenoptera; Figitidae.